Trichobilharzia regenti is the source of this 705-nucleotide messenger RNA. The record is from the annotation of a GenBank genome assembly. NCBI's taxonomy places the organism in Eukaryota, Metazoa, Platyhelminthes, Trematoda, Strigeidida, Schistosomatidae.
AUGCCUCACAAGCUUUCUAACCUAAAGGUUUCAGAACUUAGAGAGUCAUCGAAGUACAUAAGACCAUAUCGCAUGAGCUUUAAUCAGGAUGGUCAACCGCGUACAUGGGAUGGCAUUUUAGCACACGACAGUGUGUCAAUACUUUUGUAUCAUCCAGAAAAGAAGUCUCUAAUUUUUGUCAAACAGUUCCGCCCAGUUGUGUAUUAUACAAAGUUGAGACAACUUGGAGUAAUACCUAGUGUUGCUGACGGGACAGUUGAAAGUGUUCAAACUGAUCUUCCUUCUGGUGAAAUUGGCGAAACUUUAGAGUUAUGUGCUGGAUUAAUUGAUGGAGUACAAACUAACCCUAAGUCUUACGCUGUUCAAGAAGUCUUAGAAGAAUGUGGUUUUAAGAUUAGUGAAGAAUCUUUGAAAUUGGUCAAUUCAUUUUAUACAAGCGUUGGUUUAACAGGUAGUAAAAUGACUUUAUACUAUGCAGAAGUAAAUGAACAUCAGAGAAUCGCUAAUGCCGGUGGAGGAUUACACACAGAAGGUGAAUAUAUUGAAGUGAUAGAAUGGCCAAUUUCUAGAAUUGAUGAACUUUAUCAUCAAAAUAAUAAUAAUAAUGAUUGUACAAAACUGUCUAUUUCAGUCACUUUACUCUAUGCUGUAUGUUGGUUUAAAGAGAAUAUUUUAUCUACACUAUCAAUACCGUUAACAGCAUAA